Dentiscutata heterogama is the source of this 312-nucleotide messenger RNA. The record is from the annotation of a GenBank genome assembly. Lineage: Eukaryota; Fungi; Glomeromycota; Glomeromycetes; Diversisporales; Gigasporaceae.
AUUAAUGAUUUUACCAAUGAUUUUUAUUCUCAUCAAACUCAUCAACUAAAUAAAAUGUAUAGAGGUCGUGGAGGGCAGCGAGGUGGCCGUGGACGAGGAGCGAGGUCGAGUGGUCGUAAUUCUUUCACACAGUCAGGACCUACAGGACCUCCAGACAAAAUUGCAGAGAUGGGUACUUUCCUUCAUGCUUGCGAAGGUGAUAUGGUUUGCCUUUCAACCAAUAAAAAAAUACCAUAUUUCAACGCUACAAUAUAUUUAGAAAAUAAGCAAUCGAUUGGUAAAGUAGAUGAAAUUCUUGGUCCUAUGAAUAAG